AUGGGUAUUUACCAGAGGUGGCUUUUCCUGGAUAAAACCAAGGAUUUUACCAUCCUAGGAAAAAAACUGCUGGUGUAUUUUUACAAAUUUAAUUAUGUAAAGUAUUGCUUUGGGACAGCUUUGCCAAUUACCUUAUUGCUUGCAUUUCAGGUGAAUGCAAAUGCCUCCCUAACAGUGUCUUUGGCACAGACUCCAUACUGCAAGAAGAAAGGCUAUGAUCCCCAGAAUCCUCUAUGUGCCCACAUUAUCUUCUCUGGGACUGUUGAUAAGGUGAACGAUACAGAAGCGGUCUUUGCAAAACUAGCAUUAUUCAGUCGACAUCCUGAGAUGGAAAGCUGGCCUCGAGAUCAUAACUGGUUCUUUGCCAAAUUCAACAUAACCAAUAUCUGGGUCCUGGACUACUUUGGUGGACUGAAAACAGUGACCCCACAGGAAUAUUACAAUGUCACACUUUAG
This is a messenger RNA of Pelodiscus sinensis (Chinese soft-shelled turtle), 456 nucleotides long. Lineage: Eukaryota; Metazoa; Chordata; Testudines; Trionychidae. The record is from RefSeq and is a predicted model, not a curated record.